This is a messenger RNA of Penaeus indicus, 639 nucleotides long. Its product is annotated as WAS/WASL-interacting protein family member 1-like. NCBI's taxonomy places the organism in Eukaryota, Metazoa, Arthropoda, Malacostraca, Decapoda, Penaeidae. The coding region runs from base 1 to 639 and encodes 212 amino acids. The transcript is spliced from 3 exons. The record is from RefSeq and is a predicted model, not a curated record.
AUGGAGUCCUGGUGGUGGGGUGAAGCAUCCGCAGCGGCUCCCCCGCCCCCGCCACCCACACCCACUACCAACAAUACUAGUGCGACCCCACCCACCGCCCACCCGGCCACCACCACCACCGUCCGCCGCCCGAGGCCAGCGCCCCCGAAGCCACGUGUGGGUGCCAGGGGGAGGGGCUUAGGCCGAGGGCGGGGCGGAGGGCGGGGCGAAGGACGGGGAGGGGCCUGGCUGGUGGAGGCUAAAGGUGGCUGCUGGGGCUCCGGCCCGCCCCUCCUGCACCUUCACCAGGAAACCUUAGCUCGAAUGCGGCAAUUGAUGGGUGGAUGGGGCGGUACGGGGCGGCCGGGCGGCACAGCUGCCCCUCGCCGCCCACACCCCGGAGACAACAGGAGCAACAACACCUGCUGCUGCUGCUGCUGGUGUUGUAGUGGUGAUGGUAGUGCGGGGACGCUCUGCGGGCCUCCCACCCACCCGCCCUCCCCCAACCUCCAGGGCAGGGCCUGGGAGGGGGGCGACCGGCGAGUGCCACCACCACCCACCCUAGGCACGCACGCCCAGGGGGGCAGACCGGCGAGUGCCUCCACGCCCCCUCCCCGCAGGUCUCCGCUCACCUAUCGUACCACACUAAAACAAGAUUAG